Molecule: messenger RNA, 1791 nt
Organism: Mangifera indica (mango)
Lineage: Eukaryota; Viridiplantae; Streptophyta; Magnoliopsida; Sapindales; Anacardiaceae
Product: uridine 5'-monophosphate synthase-like
Exons: 6
Coding region: 103-1527 (474 amino acids)
Biological process (GO): 'de novo' pyrimidine nucleobase biosynthetic process; 'de novo' UMP biosynthetic process
Molecular function (GO): orotate phosphoribosyltransferase activity; orotidine-5'-phosphate decarboxylase activity
Source: RefSeq, a predicted model, not a curated record
AACCCUUAUUUAAUAAACGCCGUAGUCUCCAGAGUACAGCAUUCACUUCACCUCCCCUUCCUCCUCGGCUCCUCCGUCUGCCCCCACUCCAGACUCAAAACAAUGUCGGCUAUGGAGUCUCUCAUCCUCCAACUCCAUGAAAUCUCCGCAGUCAAAUUCGGAAACUUCAAGCUAAAAUCCGGCAUCUCCUCCCCCGUCUACAUCGACCUCCGUCUCAUCGUCUCCCACCCCUCCCUCCUCCGCCAAAUAUCCUCCAGCAUCAUCUCCUCCCUCCCCUCCUCCACCCGAUACGACACCGUCUGCGGCGUCCCCUACACCGCCCUUCCUAUCGCAACCUGCGUCUCCAUUUCCAACGACAUCCCCAUGCUCAUGCGCCGUAAAGAAAUCAAAGACUACGGCACAUCCAAAGCCAUCGAGGGCACCUUCAAGCCCUCCGAGACCUGCUUAAUCAUCGAAGAUUUGGUCACCAGCGGCACCUCCGUGCUCGAGACGGCGGCACCUCUCCGUGCUGCGGGACUUGUCGUUAAAGACGCCGUUGUUUUGAUCGAUAGAGAGCAGGGUGGGAGGGAGAAUUUGAAGGAGAAUGGGAUUGAAUUGCAUUCGAUGAUUAAAUUGAGUGAGAUAGUGAGGGUUUUGAGGGGGAAGGGGAAGGUGGAUGAAGAGAUGGAGCUUGUGGUGAUGAAUUUUUUGGAGGAAAAUAAGAAGGUGGGGGUACCCAAUAUUGGGGCUGGGGUUAGGGUUAGGGGUUUGAGAUAUGAGGAGAGAUUGAAAUUGAUGAAGAAUGAAAUUGGGAAGAAGCUGUUUGAAGUAAUGGUGAAGAAGGAGAGUAACUUGUGUUUGGCUGCAGAUGUUGCCACUGCUUCUGAGUUGCUACAAAUUGCUGACAAGGUUGGACCAGAGAUCUGCUUAUUGAAAACCCAUGUUGAUAUAUUGCCUGAUUUCACCCCUGAUUUUGGUGCCGAACUCCGAGCAAUAGCAGAAAAGCAUAAUUUCCUAAUUUUUGAAGAUCGUAAGUUUGCAGACAUUGGUAAUACUGUGACAAUGCAGUAUGAAGGAGGUGUAUUCCGUAUACUGGAAUGGGCUGAUAUAAUUAAUGCUCACAUAAUUUCUGGACCUGGAAUUGUGGAUGGACUGAAAUUGAAGGGUUUGCCUCGUGGUAGGGGCUUGUUGCUGCUUGCUGAAAUGAGUUCGGCUGGUAACUUGGCAACAGGAGAGUAUACGGCUGCAGCUGUGAAAAUUGCUGAGGAGCACUCUGACUUUGUCAUCGGCUUCAUCUCAGUUAACCCAGCAUCAUGGUCAGGGGCACUGAUCAAUCCAGCGUUUAUUCAUGCAACCCCUGGAGUUCAAAUGGUAAAGGGAGGUGAUAGUCUUGGCCAGCAGUACAAUACUCCACAUUCUGUUAUAUACGAUAGGGGCAGCGACAUUAUCAUUGUGGGUCGUGGAAUUAUAAAGGCAGCUGAUCCUGCAGAGGCAGCUUCUGAAUACAGACUUCAAGGAUGGGAUGCAUACUUGGCUAAGUGCUCCUAACACCAUUCUGCUCCAGCCCUAUCACAUGUCUGUAUGUUUUGGUAAUGAACAAAAAACAUGUUCAUUUUAUCACAUUGCAUGCGCUUUUGAGUGCAAUAUCUUCUUAGUUCACUUUAUCAGUUUUGUGAGGGUUUCCCUGUUGAUAAAGCAACUAAUAGUAAAAAUCAUAGGUCUGAGUUUGACAGUUUUGGUCUUCAGUCUUCUAUGUCUUACUACUUAACUGAGGAGAAACAUUAUUAAUAAAACUAUGUAUAUUUAUAAUAA